Molecule: messenger RNA, 690 nt
Organism: Staurois parvus
Lineage: Eukaryota; Metazoa; Chordata; Amphibia; Anura; Ranidae
Source: the annotation of a GenBank genome assembly
AUGUGGGAGUCGUACCGUGCGGUGGAGGCCGGGUUGGGCCGGGAGGAGAAUUUUCUGUCCCUGGAAGAUGUUCUCAUGUCUCAGGAGAAGCUGCCGUGCCGUCUGGAGAGCGGACUGGCCCGCCUGGGCUUCCUGGACAAAGGAGGGGACACGGAGCACAUUCCCGAGGUCACCCAGGGCAGUAAGAUGGAGCUCCCCCUGUGGCUGGUGAAGGGACUGUACGACAACAAGCGGCGAAUCGUCUCUGUGGAAUUGCCGAAGAUCUACCGAGAGGGCUGGCGCACGGUGUUCAGUGCUGACGCCAAUGUGGUGGACCUCCACAAGAUGGGGCCACAUUACUACAGCUUCGGCUCACAACUCCUCAACUUCGAUAGUCAGAGAACACAGAGAUCGCACAGACGCUGCUACAGACUUUCGUCGGGCGCUUCCGUCGCAUCAUGGACUCCUCCCAGAACGCCUACAAUGAGGACACCUCUGGGUUGGUGGCCAAACUGGAUGAACUUGAGCGUAUGUUAUUUCGGGCUGGACAGAGGGGUCUCAACACUUUUCAGAACUGGGAAAGGGGGCAGGCGGCUCAGAUCACAGCCUCCAGCCUGGUGCAAAGUUACAAGAAGAGAAAGUUCCAUGAGACAGAUACAUGACGCCUCUCCUGAGCCUGCACUGCCUGUUCAUCACUUAGAUCUUCUAUGA